GUUGCAAUUGAGUAUUCGCGACGCGAGGUUAAAGUUACAAACGUCAACGCAAAAUGCACAAUUCCUGGAGCUGCUUGGUGGCGGCAUUACUUUGCGGCUGCAUCGUUUGGCAGGCUGGAUGCACGCAGGCGCUGCAGCAUGAUGGCGUGGUGGGCAUGUCCAAUAGCAUUGCAUCACCUGGACAGCCAUCGUAUUAUCUUAUGGCCGAUGCCGGUUCGACGGUGGGUCCCAAUGAUGAGCUCAAGCGCACAAAUCGUUCGCUCAUGAAGUGGUGGGAGGAUUUGUUUGGGCCAAACAAUUGCUGCAACAACAACAACAAUUUGCUCAACAACAAUAACAACAAUUUGCUUAACAACAACAACAAUUUGCUUAACAACUACAACAAUUGGCCUUACAACAAUAACCUGGCGCCAGCUUUUCCACCCAUCAACAACAAUAACUGCAAUGGAUUGCAACUGCAGACUUUGGAUCCCUUCAAGCAAAUGAAACUGUUCAAGAAGCUGCCCGAUCUGUGGGGCAAUAACUGUGCAGGCCCGUGCGCUGGCCAGUGCGGUGGUGGUGUUCAGCAGCUGCCGCAGCCGGGCAACGACUAUGCGGCACCACCAAAUCCAGGCUAUGGCGAUGACGGCUAUGCACCACCGGAGCCACAACCAGCCGUGCCAGCGGCUCCAGUCGACUACAAUCCGGCACCGGCGCCGCCUAGCAGCGGCUAUGAGACACCUGAUCCCAGCUACGACGGUCCCGGCGAUGGUGAUGCCGGCUAUGUGGCACCAGCUGCACCACCACCGCCAGCUGAAGACUAUGAGGCGCCAGCGCCUGCACCGCCUGCCGAAAGCUAUGAAACACCAGACCCGCCCGCACCCACCUAUGAUACUGUUCCGGCAUCCGCGCCCGAGAGCUACAGCAAAGUGGAGGAAUAUGCGCAGCCGGCCAAAAGCUAUGGUGGUGCACAGCCACCGCAAAUUGUCUAUCAGCCCAUCAUUUAUCUGUCAGCUGCGCCCGCCGUAAGGGAUGAGCUGGAGACCAAGCUGAAGCAGCAGGAACAAAGCUAUGAGACCCAGACUGAGGCACCAGCACCGCCACCAACGCCAGCACCGCCGACUUAUGAGCCACCAGCUCCGGCACCAGCACCAAUUGAACUGCCUACAUAUGCCGCGCCCCCAGCGACAGCCCCAGCUGCACCUUGUAAUGCGCCCGCUUGUGCGGGUUAUUUGCCCCUUUUGGGCGUGCCCUUCUACAGCUUUCCCACGGCUCAAGCACCAGCCCCGGCACCAGUCUAUGCAGCACCACCGGCUCCGCAACCAGCGCCGGUCUAUGCGGCACCACCAGCCCAGGCACCCCAGCCAGCGCCGUUCUAUGCAGCACCACAGGCACCGCAACCAGCGCCGGUCUAUGCAGCACCACCAGCCGCACCACCAGCGCCAACAUAUGCCUCAUCCUCUUGCCAGACACCCAUUAGAUUGUCUUUAAUCGAUCAACCCUAUCGCGUGGCCCCCGAACUCUUCCAGGAGUAUAACUAUCGCUUGGCCUUGGCCGAACUGAAUAGAUUAUAGUAGAUGGAAAUCCAAUGACCUUUAAGACUAAACUGUAAAUAAAAUCUAUCUAAUUUGG
Molecule: messenger RNA, 1611 nt
Organism: Drosophila montana
Lineage: Eukaryota; Metazoa; Arthropoda; Insecta; Diptera; Drosophilidae
Gene: psd
Product: palisade
Exons: 1
Coding region: 54-1553 (499 amino acids)
Source: RefSeq, a predicted model, not a curated record